This is a messenger RNA of Priapulus caudatus, 5029 nucleotides long. RefSeq lists its product as uncharacterized. The transcript is spliced from 9 exons. Gene Ontology annotation, biological process: signal transduction. Gene Ontology annotation, molecular function: GTPase activator activity. The record is from RefSeq and is a predicted model, not a curated record. Bases 115 to 1647 code for a protein of 510 amino acids. NCBI's taxonomy places the organism in Eukaryota, Metazoa, Priapulida, Priapulimorpha, Priapulimorphida, Priapulidae.
GUUGGCGCAAACAAGAUGGCAUUAUCUUUCCAUUGCUCCUCCGAUAAUUUCAUACGUUUCGUGCAUUAAGUUUCGAAUUAGACGCGUAGUUUACUUACAUGGAGAGAAAGAAGCAUGCAACGAAGCAACCGCCGAGGAGUUUUAGCCCAGUGGUUGGCAGGCGGUUCGAAAGACCAAAUGGAAAAAUUGAGAUUCGGUCUGCCGUUUGAAGAAAUAUGUAAACCAAACAUUCCUGCAUCUCUUUUGGUGCUGAUACUGAAGAUCACGGCGGAAGGUCCGCACAAGAAGGAGGUUUUUCGAGCGCCCGGCAACCAGAACAGCGUGAAGCAGUUGAUGCGCAUUCUGAGGAAUGGCAAGAGCGCCAAUCUACAGGACUACUCCGUUCACACAGUUGCCUCACUGCUGAAGGUAGGUCUCAGUCGCCUCGUAGCUGAAGGGGUCAUCGUCUCAUCGAUCAUCAUGUCUCUGCAGUCGGUCACGCAGAAUCUCCUCGUGCUGCUCAUCGGCAUGUUCAAGCUGAUCGCCGUCAACGCGGAGCACGCCGGCACGGGCAUGUCCUCCGAGGCGCUCGGCGUCAGCGUGGCGCCAUCUAUACUCCACUCCUGCUCGGCGAACGGCCGAAAGGUCGACGUCGACCGAUUCCGGCAGGCAGCGAGCAUCGUCACAUUCCUCAUAGACCAGUUCGGCGAUUCUGCACUGUUUGGCAGGGAUAAUUACGAGUACUUUGUGCACACGACUCGUCAACUGUUCGACUCCGAUGCUAAGUGGAAGUUCCUGAUGCAGUGUCCGCGCACUCCCGACACAGGGGGAGCCACUAGCCGUGACUUAAGCCUAGGUGUCGACAGCUCCAUGUCUGGACUAGAACUCGGUGAUCUAGAUGAUACAGCAGAACUGACGAAGAGUCAGGAAAGCUUAAGUGCUAUCAGCCGGAGUGCAAAGUCUAGCCGUAGUGGAUCUUUGGCUACUGUCACGGAGGCUAGCUUAAGGACGCGGGCAGCGUCCGUCGACGAGCUUCACGGCGACGCGAAGCGCACGCAGAGCUCGUGCUCGCUGCAGCAGCUGGACAUACGCGAGCGACACGCCGAGCGCAUGCGUGCGCGCUCCGAGUGGUUCCUCGCGCCGCCGCGCCGCGUCGAGAUCACGCUCGACAUGAAGCGCAUCGAGGAGAUCCUGCAGUCGAUGGAGCAGUGCUGGGGAGGGUGGAACGCAUCGGCUGCGGAGGAGAGGGGCGAGUCGGGCGACUCCGUGCCCCGCCUCAAACAUCACCGCUCCGGCGACCUGCUCGACAGCCAAUCGCGCGGCUACAGCCAAUCGGACGAGGUGUUGCAAGAAGGCCACUCUGGGUACGUUAGCCAAUCGGACGACGCGCUCGACCGAGGCACGAGCGGGCGGGCCGGCUCGCACGACAGUGAUAAACUAGGCACCAACCUAGAGUACAUAGACAGCGGCACGGCGUCGCAGUCGGACGACGGCUUCCUCGGGGGGGCGCCACCGUCGGGCGCGGUGUGCAUCGAGCUGGACGAGACAGGGUUCGUGAGCACGGAGACUCUCAGUGACACCGAGGUGAUAUCGGAGGAGACGGCCGAGUCGGGAGACACGGCGUCAUCGCAGGAUAAAACGCGCAACGACACGGUGACUCCGACAUGAUGUCUGCGUGCUGCCGACCCUUGACCUUUGACCCUCCCCCGACGACGGGUUUAGCAAUAUGGACCGUACGACGGAGCGCGUCCGGUAUAUUGAGCUAGUGUAGCGACGACGCCUGCUUGCAUGAAACUCGAGCAUGUUUAGUAAGCCUCGGUCUCCGACGUUUGGGGCUGUGAUGUGUGGAACGCCGACCACUGCAGUGUAUGGUCAGGCGGAAUGGUGUGAUUUCAUCGCUUCUUCUCUCUGGUGGUGAUUGUGUGAGUUCGCGGCGACAGCUGUCAUUCAGCCAUUGCGUUGUGUCCACCUACGUAGUUGGUUUUUUAUUGAAUUUUACUUUUUAACUCCAAUGCCAGUCAUUUGAACAGGUUAAGUUCGUUCCAUUGCAAAUGUUCACCUCGCCUUCUUUUAAAUUGUAGCAUCUUGAUUGACCAAAUAGCUUAAAAAACCGUUUACCUGGGCUUCUUACUGAGAUAAUAUCGGUAUAUGAGUUCAGAAAUGGUCACAAUAUGGCAGAUAUAAUAGAUUAUUGCACACUGUAUAUGGAAUGCCCUGCCACUAGACUUUCGGAAUCAGUCAUAUUUUCAUAGGCAUGCUCCUGGCCUUGUGUAUAUAUCACUUCAAAACAUGUGUAUGCAUGACAAAGGCAAAAGUUAAAAGGUCUAUUAGCAUUAAAUCAGGUCCAUGCAACACACAUUUUGCUUAUUUGGUAGCUAGCUAGCUAUUCAUUGUGGUUGUAACAUUGGUAACCAUGCAAGACAAUGCUACCUGACGUAGAUGUGAAAUGGCAUUUGGUCAAGUUGUUACCAAACUUGCUUAAAAUUUUUGCCAUGGUUAGUUCAGAAGUGACGUUACACCACUGAGGCAAACCACUACAUGUAUGCAUAGUUAGACAUAACGCGAGAGAGGCAGCAACAAAUGCACGUCAUAAGUAAAAUGAUCUUUCCAUGCAUCUUCGCAAGACUUGCGAACAGUUAUUGUUUAAAGUACAUAUCCUCUAGGACCAGAAUGUGGCGCCAUCUAUAUGUAAAACAUGUUAUCAAUAAGAACCACCUGUUCGAUGGUGCGCCCCCCAACAUACAAAUCACUAGUUGGACUUAAUUGGGGACUUAUCUAUAAUAUGUAGUGUAGCAGUACCAUUUGAUAACUGUUGCGCGCAAGGAAAAAAAGAACUCGUGGUUCUGUUAUUGGAACACAUAGGAGAUGUGAGGGUGAUGUGAAGGUAGUAAAUAGGGUGGAUGGUUAAGCCACAAUUGUAAAGAGAGCAGGCUUUUUAAUGCUGUGGGCUAAUUGUACUUUUACUGAUGAUAACUGCACAGAGACGAGGGUGUUUAUUUAUGUGCGUUGUGAGCGUGUGUUGAUGAGAGUGAGUGCGUGCGUGUGCGUGCGUGCGUGAGUCCAUGCACCCGGCCAUAUGCAUUAGUGCGCGUAUGUGUGUGUUGCCAAUAGCAACGCGCCGCUGGCGACCUAGCAUUGCAAAUGAGGUAUCAUAUUUUGUAUAUAUUUGCUGGUUGGACUCUGACUGCUGUGCAGGUAAGAUUUUAUGUUUUGGUUUUAGGUUUUAUGUUUCCCAAUCUUGGUUAGUGACGAGUACAAUUUAUAACGACGCGUAUUUGUAUAGUAGUCCGUGGCCCACUCCGGCGUUCCUGUAGUGUUGUGCGUUUGUUAUUAUUGUUAUUUAUGCUUUUGCGGCGCCGCGAUCGUGAUCUCGUGCGCAGUGCUGCAUUUUUACCAUGUGAUUUGUACGCACAAUCGGUUGUCGCAUUUCCCGUCGUUUUCGAUUGUCACCCGUCAGCACACCUGCAGUGCGCAGCAACGUCGGUGCAUGUUCUGGCACGUUGGGCGUAGCGUUUUCGCGCACAUCUUCCGAUUUCUCUGUGAACGACAUUUAUAUGCGCUAAUGCACAAGUUUUUGCUGAUAGCAGCUGAUCGACAGCGGUGGUGGUCGUGUUCCCUCGUGUGGAGUAUGUUUGUUGCGCGGCUGCUUGCCGCCUUCCCGAAUCUGCACCGUGGAUGGAUGGCCCAGCGUGGUCGCGUCGUGCUGAACAUUGGUUGUCGCUAUAUGCACACACAGGCUCGCGUAAAGUGCGACUCGAAUGGCAUGUGUAGGUGUUCCCUGCAGAGAUACGUCUGCCUGCCUCCGUGCCUGCCUGCAUGCCUACCUGUAACGCCUACCUGUCUGUAACGCUUUGACAAAGAGAAGAGGAUGAGAGAAUGUAUGGCAAAACUCUUCACGUGUGUGUUGGAACACGUACUUUUGGAACAUCACUGCGCAAGCGUGGAUGACAGGUGUGUGUGUGUGUGUGUGUGUGCGACAUUUCACGUGGCCAUGGUUUUCACUGAAGUUUUCGUGUUAAAGCUCAUAUACUGUCUAAAAGUGAUCUUUCUAAAAAAUGUCAACUACAUGCGUAUGCGUUCUAUAGUUAUAUUGUGCUAUAUUACGCAUUUUAGUGAUAUAACUUCGUUUUUUGGAUCGUCUAAAACAAGACGAAGUGUGGCAAUUAGAAAAAGGUUUACUGUGACAAGAAAAUAGGCUUGCUGAGCACGUGACAAUAUGACGAUAUAGCUGGUACCGGAAGAUGUCAAUAGAUGGCGCUGACUAUUAUUUUGGCAAGGACUUGUUAAUAGUGAAGAAUUCGUUAAAAAUGUGUCAAAUGUAAAUCUCGUCGUAAGAGACUGCCAUCUUUGAAACUGUCAUUCCUAAAGUUUUUAAUGCCAGGUGAUAAUUUAUUUGCACCGUACGAUCUUAUUGUGUGACGUAACUGUUUUAGCCUCGCGGGUGCACCCAGCUCGCUUCAAUCACAGUUCGUCUUUUGUCAGCAGUUUUUCGGCGCAUCCUUUGUGUUAUUUUAUCCCAGUGCAUGGUGAUAGCCAUUCGCUACUGCUGUACGAAUCGUUAUUCAAAGAAAGCGCGUUAUUUUCACGAGCCUGUAUCUGCACGUCUAGAUUGUCGCGUGUGGGUAGAGGGGACGUUGCGUCUUCCAUCGUGUCACGCUGUGCGCUGCACUUUCUAACGGUGUGUCACGCUGUGCGCUGCGCUCUCUAACGGUGUGUCACCCUGUGCGCUGCGCUCUCUAACGGUGUGUCACCAUGUGCGCUGCACUCUCUAACGGUGUGUCACCAUGUGCGCUGCGCUCUCUAACGGUGUGCCACCAUGUGCGCUGCGCUCUCUAACGGUGUGUCACGCUGUGCGCUGCGCUUUCUAACGGUGUGUCACCAUGUGCGCUGCGCUCUCUAACGGUGUGUCACCAUGUGCGCUGUGCUCUCUAACGGUGUGUCACGCUGUGCGCUGCGCUCUCUAACGGUGUGUCACCAUGUGUGCUGCACUCUCUAACGGUGUGUCACCAUGUGCGCUGCACUCUCUAACGGUGUGUCACCAUGUGCGCUG